GUAUUAUAUAUAGACUACAUACAUACCUAUGACAUCGAUCGUAUUAAUCGGGACCCGAAUCACAGUAAAUUGAAAGAUUACUUUUAAAAUAAAAUUACAUUUUAUUGAAGAGUCCUUUAACAAUGUUUAUUAGGAAAUCUACUCAAAUUUUACUUACGAAGUCUCUAAGAACGGUCAACUAUGCCACCAAAAGUUCUAAGCCAGAGAUCCCAAAGAAUCCUUUAGCUUCAGUGUACUCAGCGACCAACCAAAAAGAUACUGGUGUUGUAUAUGAUAAGAAACCUUUUAAGCUAACCCUUGAGGCAGGGAAAACAUACCACUGGUGCCUGUGUGGCCGAUCCAAGGCACAGCCACUGUGUGAUGGUACACAUAAGGAUAUCUACCUCAAAAUAACACAGAGGCCUGUCAGAUUCACAGUGGAAAAAACCAAGGACUAUUGGCUGUGUAACUGUAAGCAAACGAAAAAUAGACCAUUCUGUGAUGGAGCACACAAACAGAAAGAUGUUCAAGAGGCUACGACUGUCAGACUGUGAAUAGAAUGCAGGACACAUGGCUCUGAGUGUUGUGGAACUAGUUGCAUUAUAUUGAAUACUUGUGUAGUUUUAGGGAGUAAUUGUAAAUAAAUUAAUAAUUGAAAACCAA
Messenger RNA from Helicoverpa zea (corn earworm), 642 nucleotides. Its product is annotated as CDGSH iron-sulfur domain-containing protein 3, mitochondrial. The coding region runs from base 123 to 533 and encodes 136 amino acids. Gene Ontology annotation, cellular component: intracellular membrane-bounded organelle. The transcript has 3 exons. The record is from RefSeq and is a predicted model, not a curated record. Gene Ontology annotation, molecular function: 2 iron, 2 sulfur cluster binding. NCBI's taxonomy places the organism in Eukaryota, Metazoa, Arthropoda, Insecta, Lepidoptera, Noctuidae.